Molecule: messenger RNA, 1651 nt
Organism: Talpa occidentalis (Iberian mole)
Lineage: Eukaryota; Metazoa; Chordata; Mammalia; Eulipotyphla; Talpidae
Gene: SERPINE1
Product: serpin family E member 1
Exons: 9
Coding region: 176-1384 (402 amino acids)
Biological process (GO): negative regulation of vascular wound healing; negative regulation of endopeptidase activity; negative regulation of plasminogen activation
Molecular function (GO): serine-type endopeptidase inhibitor activity
Source: RefSeq, a predicted model, not a curated record
GCCUCCUAGGAGCACAGCUGCCUCUGGCUGCACGGUCAAGAGCACUGUCAAGAGGGCCACACCCCCUGCCCAGCAGCGGAGUCACCACCAUCAGAAGCAGCAGCAGCAGCAGCAGCAGCAGCAGCAGCAGCAGCAGGACAAACCACCAUUCACAAGGCACCUUGAGACCUUCAGGAUGCAGAUGUCUCCGGUCUUUGCCUGCCUAGGCCUGGGCCUGGCCCUCAUCUUUGGUGAGGGUUCCGCCUCCCACCACCGCCAGUCUCAGGCAGCUCACCUGGCCACAGACUUUGGAGUGAAGGUGUUCCGGCAGUUGGCACAGUCCUCCAAGGAUCGCAAUGUGGCUUUCUCCCCCUACGGGGUGGCGUCUGUGAUGGCCAUGCUGCAGCUGACCACAGCGGGAGAGACCCGGCGGCAGAUCCAAGCAGCGAUGGGAUUCAAGACAGAUGAGAAAGGCAUGGCGCCUGCCCUCCGGCGACUGCACAAGGAACUCUUGGGGCCAUGGAACAAGGAUGAGAUCAGCACUGCCAAUGCCAUCUUCGUCCAGCGGGAUCUGAAGCUGGUUCCAGGCUUCAUGUCCCGCUUCUUCAGGCUGUUCCAGACCACGGUCAAGCAGGUGGACUUCUCAGAGGUGGAGAGAGCCAGGUUCAUCGUCAAUGACUGGGUGAAGAAACACACAAAAGGCAUGAUCACCGACUUACUUGGAGAAGGGACUGUGGACCAGCUGACGCAUCUGGUGCUAGUAAAUGCCCUCUACUUCAAUGGCCAAUGGAAGACACCCUUCCCCAAGUCGGCCACCCAUGACCGCCUCUUCUACAAGCCUGACGGCAGCACCAUCCCUGUGCCCAUGAUGGCUCAGACCAACAAGUUUAACUACACUGAGUUCACCACCCCCGACGGCCAUUACUAUGACAUCCUGGAGCUGCCCUACCACGGGGACACCAUCAGCAUGUUCAUCGCGGCUCCCUAUGAGAAAGAGGUGCCUCUCUCUGCCCUCACCAACAUCCUGGAUGCCCAGCUUAUCAGCCACUGGAAAGGGAAUAUGACCAGACUCCCACGCCUCCUGGUUCUGCCCAAGUUCUCCUUGAAGAGUGAAAUUGACCUCAGGGGCCCCCUGGAGAACUUGGGGAUGACUGACAUGUUUAAUGUAAACCAGGCGGACUUCACAAGUCUGUCAGAUCAACAGCAGCUCUACUUAUCACAGGCAUUGCAGAAAGUGAAGAUCAAGGUGAACGAGAGCGGCACAGUGGCAUCCUCCUCCACAGCUGUCAUAGUCUCAGCCAGAAUGGCCCCCGAGGAGAUCAUCAUGGACAGACCCUUCCUGUUUGUGGUGCGGCAUAACCCCACAGGAACAGUCCUUUUCAUGGGCCAAGUGAUGGAACCCUGACGGCAGAAACAAAGCAGGACUCAUCUGGGACAGAACUGGAAAAGGAUCAGAGAAGAAACUCUGGAGAGAAGAAUUCUGAAUUUUGAUGAAACUUUCUGGAGAAAGAAAAGACAUUUGCCUUUUUUUCUUAUUGGUAAAUCUUUCAAAUCUGUCUGCUAGACCUCAGCCUCUCAGGAGAGUGGGAAGGAGAACCUUAGAGUCAAAUCCUGAGGGGCGACUCAGGGUGAGAUCUCCAACGCACAGCUCCCUGAGGGCACCAAACCAGAC